Messenger RNA from Magallana angulata, 4137 nucleotides. RefSeq lists its product as uncharacterized. The transcript has 9 exons. The record is from RefSeq and is a predicted model, not a curated record. NCBI's taxonomy places the organism in Eukaryota, Metazoa, Mollusca, Bivalvia, Ostreida, Ostreidae. Bases 264 to 1454 code for a protein of 396 amino acids.
CUAUGCAUAAGUGAAGUAAUCUAUAUAAUACGUAUCCCCGACCCGUAUGUCCAAUAAUGAGUAUAUUCAUUACUUCUGCAGUGUGUGACACGGAAUAAAAAAUAAAAAAAUUUCGUCGCUUUUGGAGCUUUCCCGGGUUAGAAUCGUCUAUCCAUUGAACCUGUAGGCCUAAAAUUAUAGGGGGCGCUACUGUGACGUCACACAGCGUGGAAGUCACCGUGUGUUUUUGAACAGGGACUACGCAUUUUGCGACGAAAGCGAAAAUGGGACUACAACAAUUUUAUUUGGCCAUAUUUGGUUUAAUUUUAAUGCAAGGACUAGCAUGGUCCGCUUACACUGUGAACGUAGCAUCUCAAUCCACGCUGGUGAAUCCCGGAGAUAAAUAUGUGGCGUACUGCAAUAUCCCCGGCCAGGGGGCCCUCGACAUUAUCAGUAACUUGAAGGUCAAGUGGUUCCACAAUGGUCAGCCCCUGACCAGUUUGUGUGAGUUUCUGUCAACUGAACUCGCUCAGAGGUAUUCCUGCAAAGUUUUGUCACCACAGCAGAAUAACAUCAGCUUGGAACUUUCAGUAUCAAAUGUUCAGAAAGCAGAUGCAGGCAACUUGACCUGUGAGGUGUAUGAGAAGAUCAAGGAGGGUGACCAGUGGGUCAAAGAUGAAUUGGUGGCCAGGAAGUCGGUGCCUAUACAAGUCAGAGAGCCCAUCAAAAGCAUGAUGUUCAGGUUUGACCCCAGCAAAAACGAAUAUCUCACCUUGGACAACAAUGAGGCCCUUCACCAAGUGGAGGUGUUACCGGGCAAGUACGCCCCCUCCUGUGAGGUGACGGGCAGUAUGCCCAAAGCCAAUGUCAUGAUCAUGAUGGGCGACAAGAUGAUGCAGGGGAGGAUCGUGGACAUGGAAAACAAGAUGGGCACGCAGUUUGUUGCUGAGGAGACAGAGUUCAGAGGCAACAGCCAAGUUAAUGUAAUGUGUAGUGCAGAAGUUGAUGGACUACCCAACUCAAAAAUGGAACGAACCUAUCAAGUUGUGGUCAGACAAAGAGAUCCUAAAUUCAAGUGUACCAAUACAUCUGCUAUUGUUAACAACAAACGACACAUGAUUACAUGUGAAGUGUACGAUCUUGAGGGUAUCUCGUGUAACAAAGUCUUGUGGCAGAAGGGGGACACUGGUGAAGAUUAUGAGCCCGGCAGCUAUAACAACAUCAAUGUAGCUUGUAGGGAAGUAGACAGUUCUAAGAUAGAGACGACGCUGGAGAUUCUGCAGGUGACGGCAGAACAUUUUAAGACACCAUUCCGUGUCAUCUACAACGACCCGCUGUCCCAGACAAAAGAGUACCAGCUUAGCAUUCCACAAGAAAAGCCUGACUCUGAGGAAAACAAACACAGCAACUCGGCAGUGGCCCUGCAGACAUCCCUCGUAUUCUUGUUUUCCAUUGUUCUCACUGUGAUGUUGUAACAAACACAGUCCUAGGACAAUUUAAAAAAAAAAGAAAACAACACAUAGUAAAUACGCAAAACAAAAAACAAAAACUGAAGAGGACAAAAUUCCACACUCACAAUCUUUUAUGUGCCUACAAAAAACUUCUAUUUUACAAACACACGCUCUUUGUAUCAUCUUUUGCGGAUGUGUCCGUACUCCACGCAAGUUUAGCAGCAGGAAAGGAAAAAGAACAAAAUCCAAUGAAUGAAACACUCUUCAAUGUACCUCAAUUUGCAGGGAAAUUUGAGACAGUGCAUUACUAUAUUUUUUUUUUGUGAUAAAUUCCUUGAUUCCUUAUUGCUAAGAUCUACAAAAUGAUUUUUGAGUCCCAUUGUAUAAUAUGUAUUUUUUUCUUCUCUCGCCUUAGAAGGAACUGAUUUGCUUAGCAAAUAACUUUGUCCAUAGAGUAGACAUAUGUGUAGCAACUUGUAUCAAAAGGUUAAUGGUAGAUGCUGAGGAUUGUUUGAUUAUCAUAUUGAAUUUGGUUAAAGGUAACUUACAAACGGCAGAAAUUGUAAAUAAAAAAUCUUUCUUCUCUAAAUGAAGCUCUCCAAGACUUGAUGGAAUUUAAGCAACUUUUAUAAUUAUAGGACAUUUUUGCUUGAGUUUUUUAUGGAUGGUUGUGUAGAAAUACGCUCUAUGUCUGAGAAUUCAUUAGAGCUAGUGUUUUAUUAUCAUAGUGUAUGCAAUUGCAAAUAUGAAAGAGAGGUUUUUAACGCAUCUGAAAUGUAUGUGUGCCAUUUUUUUUAAAAGAAUUUAUAUUUGUUGACUUACUAUUACGAUAUGUACAUGUUUGGUUGUGCUAUUUUCUCCCACAAUCUAUUAUUAAACUGGUGUGUCUUCUUCCUUUUAUUGCUUUACAAAGACCUGUAUUUCAAAUGAAUUGAUCUUUUUUCUCAAUUGUGUCUCUCAAAAAGAUUUAUUUUUUCUAGUUCUGUUUUUCAGAAACAUUUUUUUUAUUCAAGGGAAAAAUUGGAAAAGGUAAAAAUGUAUCAACAAUGAAAUGAUUAAUUUAAAUCUUUAAGCAGUUGUAUUUUUAUUUUUUUUUGUAUUUUGUCAAAAAAAAUUUCAAUAGACUCUUUUUUAUGAAACCUUUUUUUUUUUGCUUUCAUACAGAAAAGCUAGAUUUUAAUCAGUUGUAAUUCAUUGUCUUGUUUUGUAAUGAAAAAAGCAAUGUUUUUUUGACUGAUGAUAAGGAUAUUGGAUGUUUUUCAUAUGUACAAACUGCUUGUUUAAUUAGCCCUCAUACCAGGCUAUAGCCAUGAGAUAUGUGUAGCUUUCUGGUAAAAAUGUAAUAUGUACAUGUGCAUAAAUCCAUUGCUACAAUUACAUGUAUUUGUAUAAAAUCCUCUAUUCGUUUGUGAAUGUUAUUUAGGUAAGCAAUUAACAUUGAGAGUGUUUGUCUGUGUGCGCGUGGAUGGUGAUUAUGUCUGAGUCGCAUAUAUGCUUUUUUUAUUCAGCAACAUUCCAAUGUAACUAUCUUGAACUUUGUGUCUGGACAUUUUUAUUCAUUUUUCCUUCAAACAUCCACAGACAGUAGUGGUCUUUUCUACACGGGAUGAACUUUGGUUUUAUAUAAAUGCCAUUCAUUCUUGGCAUCAAAACAGAAGUAAGCUAAAAAUUUUAUUAAAAAAAAAAAAAAAAUAGUAGUGAAUUGAUGCGUAAGAUCUUAUGCAGUCAAAAUUUUGUUAAAAAAUUAAUUCAUUUUAUAUAUUGGCCAGUUAGCCUGAUUUGAAAAAUUUUCUUAGACAGAAGUGCUAAAUGUAAAUAUGUAUAUUUUUUUCAGAUUCUUAUUAUUAACUUUACCUGUGUUUAAUAUACUUUUCUUUUGUAAAGAUUUUUAUUUACCAAAGACAGGGUCUUUGCAUUUUUUUAAAUGAUAAAAUCAAUAAAUUUUCGCAUUACUAACUUCAAGUUGGAGGAUUUCUUUUAAUGACUGUUGAUGCAGUUUAAUUGCUUAUUCAAUUAGAUGAACUAGAAUGACUUUAUCUUUAGAUUGAAAAUGAGGGGAGAUUUAUAACGUUUAACAAAAACACUACCAUUGGGGUCAUAAGGUUACAUUUUCUAUAACAUUUUGUGAAAGAAAUAUCCAGUCUCCAAACUUUCAUUUGACAUCAUCAUCACCAAACUAUAUAAUGUAUGCACAUUUUUUUAGUUCUGUAUCAAAUACUUAUUAAUAAGUGAGUGUUAAAUUAUUACAGCUUUUGAAGGCAAUGUAUUAUUACGACUGUAUUAUCAGUAAAAGAAUAAUAAAUCCAUGGUUGUCUUUUAUAUAUAUAAUAGUAGAUGUUUUGAAAAAAAAAAUAAUGUAUUUAGUGUUGUCAAUUUGUAAAAUUCUUUUGAGUGUUUAUUUUUGAAAUAAGAAUUAUAAGUAGAUGUAUCUAAACGUAAUGAUGUAAUGUAAGCUAUAGCUCCCGUAUAAGUUUAGCCAAAUACAGUUCAGCAUUAUGGUUUUAUUCUUGUUAUUUCUGCUGUUGCCCAUUUCCUACGUCAGGAUUGUGUUUGUUUUAUCCAAGAUACACGUUUCUAUCAUUAUACUGUAAUAUCUAUUUUCUCAUUGAAUGUAAGGAAUCUAGUGAUGAUGUUUUAUCUGUUGUGGAAAGCGUAUUUGAGUUUAUAGUUAUAAAUUAAUGUUCAUUAUUAAACUUACGAUACAGUC